Molecule: messenger RNA, 1100 nt
Organism: Schistocerca cancellata (South American locust)
Lineage: Eukaryota; Metazoa; Arthropoda; Insecta; Orthoptera; Acrididae
Exons: 3
Coding region: 94-465 (123 amino acids)
Molecular function (GO): protein binding; serine-type endopeptidase inhibitor activity
Source: RefSeq, a predicted model, not a curated record
CGCUCCAGGGUCCAGGGACUGCCCCGCGCACGCCCAGCUCCGCUACUUCUCGCACCGGCCGCGCUCCCAGUCUGCAGUUUCGCCUCCGCCGCCAUGACGACCGCCUGGCUACUGCUGCUGUGCGCUCUGGGCGUGGCGGUGUCGCUGCCUCAGGGGCGGCAGGGCUGGUGGCCCGGGGUGCUCACCCUGCCGCCCGACCUCCCGGACAGCGCCACCACCAGCACCACGACGACAGCGACGCCGCCACAGCCGCCGCCGACGCCACCGACGCCACCCCCACCGACAUCUACGGGUGCGCCGGCGUCUCCGGUGCCCUGCGACUGCCCGACGCCGCCGCAGUACAACCCCGUGUGCGGCUCUGAUAACCAGACGUACACCAACCCACAGAAGGUUGAGUGCGCCAACACUUGUGGGCAGCGCGUGACCAUCCUCUACCUGGGCACAUGCCAGCUGAGGAGGAAGUAAACCCCGUCUGAAGGAGCGUUGGAUCUAGCUGGAUCUGGCUGAAGUUGGCUUCUGCAGUCGUCUGUCUGUGCUACAUCUUCUCCGCCUUCUCCGCUUGCGCAGCUGAUUCAACUCAAUGUUCAUUUAAGAUGAUACGAACUGCAACACGAAAACUACAAAGUUGCUUUUUGACAACCAAGCCGUCCACUGUGGCCGAGCGGUUCUAGGCGCUUCAGUCCGGAACCGCGCUGCUGCUACGGUCGCAGUUUCGAAUCCUGCAUCGGGCAUGGAUGUGUGUGAUGUCCUUAGGUUAGUUAGGUUUAAGUAGUUCUAAAUCUAGGGGACUGAUGACCUCAGAUGUUAAGUCCCAUAGUGCUUAGAGCCAUAUGACCAUUUGACAACCAAAAAUCAAUUCUGAAAUGAACAGUUUCGUGGCAUGUUUCACUAUAUAAUAAGAAAAAUGGUACCCCAACUAAAGUAAGAGAUAUUUUUUAAAAAAUAACGAAAAAUGAAUAACAGUAAUAAGAAGUAGUAGGUACAAUUUUCGUAAGUUGUUCACUCGUAAUACUGAAGUUAUUUCAUCAUUAUAUUUUACUGAAGAAUGAUCGCCGUAAGUGAUGCGUUUGUUCCUAUUUUUGUUAAUAAAUAUUUUCCAC